AUGGAUCAUAUUGCAAUAGGUCUAAUCUUCUAUUACUCGGCCCAUGUAAAUAUUUUGGUAAGCUCAUUAAAAAGCAAAACCCUAAUAAGGGAAAAAGAAAAAGCAUCUCCUCGUCUCGUCCCGACAAAAGCCUUCAGGAACAAGUCGGUCUCUCUCUCACCAGCUUCCGUUGAAAUUAUAAAAAAAAAGAUGGAUUUCUCAUCACCGUCGCCGCCAAUGGGUAGUAGUAAAUCACCGGAAGCAAUAAUGGAACAGAUUCAGGCGAGUCUAGCGCAAGAGUACGCGAAGGAGUUCAUCGAGACAUUGAGAGUUAAAUGCUUCGAGAAAUGCAUAACGAAGCCAGGGUCAAGCCUUAGCAGCGGCGAGAGUAGCUGCAUCUCUAGAUGCGUUGAUCGUUACAUGGAAGCUCAAGGAAUCAUUAGCCGUUCUCUCUUCUCCCAACAACGUUGAUCAACGCUCUUCUUUUAUGAACAAGAAGAAGAAAAGAUAUUGUUUUACUUUUGUCUGAGUCUUUUGUCAUUAAAGACAAUCAUCAGGUUUGGUUUCUUUUUAAUGGUUUUGAAGAUUUAUAUGCUUAUUAACUUUAUUAUUACUGUGUUGACAAUUAAAUAAUAAACUGUGAUGCCAUUCUUGAUUUUGAAUUUGUUUUGUUUUUUUGUUGGUGUUAAUCAAUAAUCAAUCAAUGAUAUGAGAUUGUUUAGCAGGAA
Messenger RNA from Eruca vesicaria subsp. sativa (arugula), 707 nucleotides. NCBI's taxonomy places the organism in Eukaryota, Viridiplantae, Streptophyta, Magnoliopsida, Brassicales, Brassicaceae. The record is from the annotation of a GenBank genome assembly.